Messenger RNA from Xenopus tropicalis (tropical clawed frog), 3790 nucleotides. RefSeq names its product EPH receptor A10 (gene epha10). The record is from RefSeq and is marked validated. Gene Ontology annotation, biological process: ephrin receptor signaling pathway; cell surface receptor protein tyrosine kinase signaling pathway. Lineage: Eukaryota; Metazoa; Chordata; Amphibia; Anura; Pipidae. Gene Ontology annotation, molecular function: ATP binding; ephrin receptor activity. Gene Ontology annotation, cellular component: membrane.
UCAGUAUCAGCAUCAGCACCAUCCCUGGGUAUCCGCGCACAGCAUGGGGCACUGCAGCACCCUCACCUGCCUGCUCUUCCUCACACUCCCCUGGCAGCACUCUGCAGAGCAAGUUAUUCUUCUGGAUUCCAAAGAGUCACAAGCAGAACUGGGCUGGACCUCACACCCAUCUAAUGGAUGGGAGGAAAUCAGUGGUGUUGAUGAGAACUACAAACCAAUUCGUACAUACCAGGUCUGCAAUGUGAUGGAGCCAAACCAAAACAAUUGGCUGCAGACAGGCUGGAUUUUAAGACGAAAUGGCCAAAGGAUCUUUAUUGAGCUGAAAUUUACACUAAGAGAUUGUAAUAGCAUUCCAGGGGUGGCAGGGACAUGCAAGGAGACCUUUAACCUUUACUACAUUGAAUCUGAUUAUGACCUUGGAAGAAACAUUAAAGAGAGCAAGUAUGUCAAGAUUGAUACUAUAGCAGCUGAUGAGAGCUUCACACAAGGCGAUCUGGGAGAACGCAAAAUGAAACUGAAUACAGAGGUCAGGGAGAUUGGGCACCUUAACAAGAAAGGCUUUCACCUGGGAUUUCAGGAUGUUGGAGCUUGCGUUGCCCUGGUCUCUGUGCGUGUCUAUUAUAAAAAGUGCCUGUCCACUGUGCAGAACCUGGCAGUAUUUCCAGACACUGUGGCAGAGGCUGCUUUCUCAACUCUUGUGGAAGUAAGGGGAACUUGUGUGAAUAACUCUGAAGUAGACCUUGAUAAUCCUCCCAGGAUGCACUGCAGUGCAGAGGGUGAAUGGCUCGUCCCUAUUGGAAAAUGUACUUGUAGUGCUGGAUUUGAAGAAAAAGAGGGUAGCUGUACAGGUAAAAAACAGUUUAUGGUCUCUAUAGAUUUGCUGGAAUAAUACCAUAUGUAACAGUUUAAUCUGUAAAAAAAUAAUGCAAGUGAAUGCUAAUGGAUAGUAGGCAAUUUUUCUAGUCAACAUUGUUAUCUAUCUAUGUCUUGAAUGUACUUUCUGUAACUUGUAUCCCCUGGUAUUUUUACCAGUUUGGCUUAUGUAUUAAGGCAAAAGUGACGCAAUAUACCAGAGCAUUCAUAGCUGCUUUCAGUGGGGUGUGAGAACCUUUUGUAACUAGGUUUUUGUUUAUAGAUGAUCAGUUUUAAGGUAUUCAGGGCCAUAAUUUGUAGCCAAUCAGGGCAUUAGAUCAUUCACAGUUCAAAGGCACAAAGCAACCCUGUACAAUAUUAAAAAAACACACACACACACACUAAUACAAUAGGCAGCAGAUCCGUGGACUGUGCCUUUAUUAGAUUGUAAAGACCCCCUCUGUGACUUGGCAUAUGCCAUAAUAAGUAAAAUUUAUUUGCAAAAUCCAGCAAGCAAAAGUAGCAGGAAAAAAAACAACUGUAGCUGCAUAGAAAAGGGUAAAGCAUAGUCAAAACAGCUUAUGGCACAUAUGCAAGGGCAUAAAUGCAUAUAAAUACAGUAUAUAUGUAUGUGGUUUUCUUAUUAAAUUUGGAAUGUGAUUUAAAUAAUAUAUACUGUAUGUGAUAUAUUAAUAUAUGCAUUUCACUUGGCAUUAGUCUUUUUUGCAAUUAAUCUUGGUGUUUUGCUGGUAGUUUUGGAAGAAUUCUGUGUGACUUAACAUUUGUUAGAUUACACAAAUUUAUAGAAAGCUAAGGGUAGGUUUAACAAAAUGUGAGUUUUUAUGUAUUAAGCACUAAACUCACAUUUUGAUAAAUCUGUCAGUUUUGUUUAGAUUUAGUUGUUUAGAGUAAACAACUAGAAAGAAAACAAUAGAAAAAAAAUAUCCCAAUGUAAGAAACAAAAACGAUAUGCAGCGAUAUAGAAUUAGGAAAUGCUCCGGGCUGGCUCCACUUUUCGCCUUUGCACGAAAAUACCAUAUUUGCUGGCUUUGCACUGGCGGUUGCUGACACAAAUGUAUCUUUGUAUUUUAAAGCUGGCUUAAAACAAAGCAUGUUAUAAUCUCAAGUAACAGGCUAAAAGGAUUAUUUUAUUGUGUUUUUCAGUGAUAUUUUUCCAACCAUUUGGUUUCCCAUAAAGUUAUAACCAAAGGCAUACCCACAAAAUACAGGAACCUUCAAACACAGCAUAUGUGUAAAAGUUUACUUUUACAUGAUCUAUAUAUGAGAUAUAUGUUGUGAAUCCUAAAUGGAUUUUUUUCUCAGACUUUAAGACCAAGGAGUAUGACACCAUUCACUGGUAAAAAUGCCUUGCAGUUUUGCAGUACUGUUUGACAUGCUACUCCCAUAAAUGCUUGUACAACUGAAUGGUGGCAUGAGUUGCAUUUUGCAAAUAGCCGAAGCACUUCUAAUUCUCACUCCUGGUCUAAAAGAGCUUGAAAAGUAGCACUGGCACUGCAUUAGUUGUUAGCCUAUUAUUAUAUGUUCUACAGGAUGCGUGGGCUAAGCAGAAAGCUGGAUUAAACUGGAUCAUUCAUAAUUAAGCCCUCUGAAUCCUCUCUGUAUUGUCAUAUCUGGGUACUUCUGUGCUUCUUGAUAUGCUUAGUUAUAUACUGUUGUGCCUUUAUUUUUUUGUAAAAUCAACAUAUAAUAAGGUGGAAAAUAGGCAUUAAGCCUACAUUGUACCCAGGUGUGCUUAUCUGAUUUCAUUUUUAUUUACAUUCAAAGUGUUUAUAUAACAGAAAUUAGUUCAAAGUCACCUUCAAAUCAGGGGGGGGGGCCUUUUCCUUUGUGUGAUCAAUUGUGACAAUGUUGCAUGAUUAUGUUCAGCAAUUUGCUUGUUUCUAAUACUAGUGGCUAGGGCAGUUCGCUAGGAAGUUUGCUAAUAUAACUGUGGUGCAUUGAUUGCUUUGUAAAGGUGACAUUGAUGCCAAGAUAACCUUCAUAUUAACAUAUAUAUACCUCAGUAUAUUAUAAUUCAAUGUAUGAAACUAUAGUGACCUCUAUACAAGCUGUAGAUAUACUAUAUGUGACUUCACAUAAUGUGGGGUUGUGAACUGUUAAGAAGGGAAGCAUGCAAGGAUUACAUUUUAAUAAUCUAUCUUCCUAAUAUCAGAAGCUGACUGUUCUACCUCAGUCACAUUUCAACCUCUGGACUAUCAAUCUUUCCAGUGCAGCUUAGUGUUAACCUCCUAACUUCAGCUCUCACAAUGAGUCGAGAUGCUCAAUACAAUUUUAGACCUAGCAGUAUUGAACGUAUGCCUCUCAAUAACUCAGCUGUUACGCUGGGAUUUUGACAUCCCUGAUGUAAGGGUCAUGCUCUUGUAAGGGUUAUGUGAAUUGUCAAUAACGUCCAGUUAAAGCGGAACUAUUAUUAUAUCUAUAAAACCUUAGAUUUAGCCUUAACUAAUGCGGUGUCUUUCUCUGUACAAAAGCGUUCGCACUGUCUGUAGACUUAUAUUUACUCUUGUUCUUCUAAAAAAAUUGUUUUAUCUUUGUCUCUUGUAUUCAUAUAAGCCUCUGAAUGACAGUAACUGCCUUAUCUUACAACACCAAUGAAAAUAACUGUAUCCCAUCCCCCCAAAUCUAUGAACUUUUCCCUUAGAAGUCAUAUGCUUACCAGCAAGUACAAAAAGAGCAGAACUUCAAACAAUUAAACCAGUGUUAUUUAAUGAUAGUUCCCCUUUGACAGGUUAUUUUUAGCAAUUGUCUGAAUUCAGCUUAGCACGAAAAGCUGUGUUAAUACUUAAUCUGCGUGUGAUUAACCACUUGCAACUAGUGAAUUUAAAGAAAUGUAUUCUUCCAAUGUUAACAAAGUACAGUUGUGAUUCUUUUUUACAUUUUAAAAAUAAAUUGCAUUUUUGCCAUGAUAAAAAGGUAA